Oryzias melastigma (Indian medaka) is the source of this 1578-nucleotide messenger RNA. RefSeq names its product myosin, light chain 6, alkali, smooth muscle and non-muscle (gene myl6). NCBI's taxonomy places the organism in Eukaryota, Metazoa, Chordata, Actinopteri, Beloniformes, Adrianichthyidae. Gene Ontology annotation, molecular function: calcium ion binding; structural constituent of muscle. The record is from RefSeq and is a predicted model, not a curated record. Gene Ontology annotation, cellular component: myosin II complex. The coding region runs from base 151 to 606 and encodes 151 amino acids. The transcript has 6 exons.
AAAUGCGGCCUGGAAUGUGAGGAAUUUGAUUGGCUGCGUGGCUGACGUCAUCAGAGGCGUGGCCCUCGCGGGGUUCAUCAGCUAGCUAGCAGUUUGUCCUGCGGGGAAUCUGGAGCGUCUGCGCGUCUCGUCUAAACCCCAAACAUAAAGAUGUCUGACUUCACGGACGACCAGAUCCUGGACUUUAAGGAGGCGUUCCUGUUGUUUGACCGGACGGGCGAGGGGAAAAUCACCUACAGCCAGUGUGGUGAUGUGAUGCGGGCCCUGGGUCAGAACCCGGUCAAUGCAGAAGUCCUGAAAGUCCUCGGGAACCCCAAGUUAGAAGAGAUGAACCACAAAACUCUGGACUUUGAGCAGUUCCUGCCCAUGCUUCACGCAAUCGCAAAGAAUAAGGAGCAGGGCUCUUUGGAGGACAUGGUUGAGGGUUUGAGAGUUUUUGACAAGGAGGGGAACGGCACGGUGAUGGGAGCAGAGCUGCGUCACGUCCUCACCUCGCUAGGGGAGAAAAUGACAGAAGAGGAGGUGGAGACUCUUCUCGCCGGACACGAGGACGCCAACGGCUGCAUUCAUUAUGAAGAGCUGGUCCGGAUGGUGAUGAGCGGCUAAAGACGUCUUCCAAUGUCUUCCUGCAUCUUCUUCUUCUUUAGUCUUUCCCUCCAUGUGACCAUAUAUGGUCAAAUCACCAAAGUAGAUGAAAAACAACGUUGUAAAAUUAAAGAAAAGAACAUUUAUAGUUUUCAAAUGGUAAAUUUUAAGAAAAAAAUAAAAAUUUAAAUAAAAUGCAUUUUAAACCUGAAAUAAAUAUUCAAAAUGUGAAAAUAAAUGAAAACUUGAAUAUUUUCACUUUCAGAAUCAGCUUUAUUUUACAUGGGGGCGGGGCUUUGAGCUACUGGGACAUGAUUGACAUCAGACGACAGAGGUCAUGGUGAGGUCAUUUCUGCUCCGGUCGGCGUCUGCUUCCUCUCUCCUCUGAUGAGAGGAGGGAGGACACGGGCGGCGCCAACCGCAGACGCCAUUUAUGAAAUGACCUCUCCAUAACCUCCGUCCGCUAAAGCCCCACCCCCUCCAAAAAUUAGGAUCAACUGGAAAUAAAAAUCCAGAAUUAGAAUUGUAAACUGAAGACUGAAAGUGAAGAUGGAGAGAAAACAAAAAAAAAACAGUUAAAAAUAAACAACAGCUGGUACAAAGAUACUCUUUUUCUUUGGUAAUAGAUUUAUGUUUACAAUAUAUUUUUAUUUUGAAAUUUUUUUUCAAUAUUUCCUUGUAAGUUUACAACUUAUUGUUCCAAGGUAAAAACUGUCUUCACUUUUUUUGGGUCAAAUUUCCAACCUGGUUUUCAUUCUCUUUACAAUAAAUUUGGAUUUGCGCCAAACAUGAUCUGUGAAUGUAGAUCUGUUAUUAUCUAUUAUUAUCCGUUUUUGUAUAAAGUGCCUUUUAUAUCAUGUGUAACGUAACAGUUUCAUCUCAAAUCUUGUUCUGACACGUCCAGCGAAAUUCUUCCACCUUUUUUAGUUUGUUUUUUCUUCGGGUGCUGAACGAAGCGUGUAACUUGUGAAAUAAAAUUGAUUUAGUUUUCUC